GCGAAAGUUUGGCUUUAAAAUUUAAUUUAACGUUUUAAACUAUGAUACUUUAAAAAUAGAACAUGAUGACUGAUAAUGGACAAAAUAAUAGAAGGAAGAGAGUAAGAAAUAACCGCCAACAAAACACAAAUGCCGCUUUCUUUAUCGCCUUCUCAUUCCAAGAAGGUGGUGGCUAUCUCUUUUCCUAUAUUCCUUUCUUCACUCUUUUUGCUCAGUUGUAUACUACUUCUCUGUCAAUCCUCCAUUUUCAGAUGGCGCAGAAUGUUAUGGGUGAUGCGGCGGUGACAGUGGCGGUUCCGGCAGCGGAGAAUAUGAACGGUGGAGUUUCAGAUGAAAUACAUUAUAGGGGUGUAAGGAAGAGGCCAUGGGGGAGAUAUGCUGCUGAGAUUAGAGAUCCUUUCAAGAAAACUCGUGUGUGGCUUGGGACAUUUGAUACACCGGAGGAAGCUGCUAGAACCUAUGAUGCUGCGGCAAGGGAGUUUCACGGUACAAAGGCAAAGACCAAUUUUCUUCCUCCGACAGUUAUUAAGGACUCGUCGCCGGCACCGUUGAAUCUCAACCUCGGAGGUGGGUCUUCCGUUGGUAGUGCGGGGAGUUUCACGUAUCUGAAACAGAACAAUCUCAACCUCGGCGGUGGGUCCUCCGUUGGUAGCGCGGCGAGUUUUACGUAUCUGAAACAGAAUCAUCAGUUUCGUCAUUUUCCUGCUGCCAGAGGUUCUGCUCCGCCGUCGGCGCGUGAUUAUCAGUAUUUAGAGGCUUUAACUGGAGCUGAAGUGAGUCAUCACGACCCCAGUAGCCAAAGAGGGACGGUUGCUUUUUUAGGUGGCGGCGAUAGCGUCAGUGGGUGUGGGAUCCGAACUGAGUCAGAAUCAUCUUCGGUGCUAAACUACAACUUUAACGAUGUAAAUCAACCAACCAUCACCGCCAACUGUCUAAAUCUGGACCUCAACCUUCCACCGCCGGAUAACAUGUGAAACGACGGCAAUUUAAAAAUAAAAAAUAAAAUUAGUCGUAGUUUCUUUUUAAAUUCUCAAGUGGCAGUGAGGAACGGCUGGUGAGUUCACACGUUUAGCCUAUUGUGUGAACAUAUGAUUUAAAUAAAUAAUCUCAAAGUUUUUCCAAUUAUACAAACAAAGAAAGUCUAGAAAGAAAUUUUGACCAACUUUUCAAACAAGCGCCACCGUAGAACAAUUGUGGAAUAUAAACAAGCAUAUU
Nicotiana tabacum (common tobacco) is the source of this 1215-nucleotide messenger RNA. RefSeq names its product ethylene-responsive transcription factor 4-like. NCBI's taxonomy places the organism in Eukaryota, Viridiplantae, Streptophyta, Magnoliopsida, Solanales, Solanaceae. Gene Ontology annotation, biological process: regulation of DNA-templated transcription. The record is from RefSeq and is a predicted model, not a curated record. Gene Ontology annotation, molecular function: DNA-binding transcription factor activity; DNA binding.